UGCUCAUUAUCAACGCAGAACAGAUAAAAACGAAAGUAAUUCUAACCUUAGCAAGGAAGGUUUUAACAUAGAACGACUGCAUGCAAGAACGUGUCCAUCGUUUUUCUAUGAGGAAAUGGACUUCAACCCAGGUCACGUGCCCCGCUCACCGCAGAAUAUGCCUUUUCCCGUCAUGAUAGCCCUGACACCACCUGUCAGCUCUCCCUACCAGUGUCUCCAAUACCCAGCUGUGUGUCUAUGAAGAGUGACCAAUACAUGGCAGACCCUCUCAAUUUUAGCAGUGGACCACCACAGUCUGAUCCAAAGCCACAGACACACAGACCAGUGUCUCCAGUGCCCAGCUGUGUGUCUAUGAAGAGUAACCGGUCCAUGCCAGACCCUCCCAAUUUCAGCAGUGGACCACCACAGUAUGAUCCAAAGCCACAGACACACAGACCAGUGUCUCCAGUGCCAAGCUGUGUGUCUAUGAAGAGUAACCGGUCCAUGCCAUACCAUCCUCCCAAUUUCAGCAGUGGACCACCACAGUCUGAUCCAAAUGUCAGGAGGAAUGUUCUGACCCAGGAUCAGUCCAGGUGUGGAGUGUGUGAGCAGCUACUGAGGGACCCAGUCAUCACCACCUGUGGACACAGUUUCUGCAGGCACUGCAUCAGCAGCUACUGGAGCCAGUCUGGUCCAUCAGGAGACUACUGCUGUCCCCAGUGCAGAAAGAGAUCCAGAGCACAACCCUUUCUAAACCCUGACAUAACCAUGGCACAACCUCUGUUAUACGCACAUACAACAAUGACACAACCUCCUGUAUAUCCCCCUACAGCCAUGGCACAAUCUUCUCUCUACCAACACAGAGAAAUGGCACAGCUUCAUCUCAAGCCAUCUACAACCAUGGCACAAGUUCCUCCAUAUCCACCCUCAGACUCAGGGCAGGACCCUCUAUACCCACACUUACACAUGGCACAGAUUUCUCCACAGCCUCCUUUGGAUGAGCACAUAGACAUGGAAGGAAGCAAACAUCUCCAAACUGAGCCUGCUCCAGUCAAAAGGGCCAAACUAACAGAUGAUGUCCUGAACAGAGCACUGGUGAAUCAUAAAGCCAGUAUGAAGAGGAGGUUUGAGAACAUAUCUGAAGGUGUCAUGAGAUCAGGGACUCAAACACUCCUGAACAAGAUCUACACAGAGCUCUACAUCACAGAGGGAGAGAGUGAAGGGGUGAAUAAUGAACAUGAAGUUUGGCAGGUAGAGUCAGCAUCCAGAUCACAAACUACAGAAGACACAGCAAUCAACUGCAAUGACAUCUUCAAGCCCUUACCUGGACAGCAGAGACCCAUCAGAACUGCCAUGACCAAGGGCAUUGCUGGCAUUGGAAAAACCGUCUCAGUGCAGAAGUUCAUCCUUGACUGGGCAGAGGAGAAAGCUAACCAGGAUGUAGAUUUCAUGUUUAUACUUCCGUUCCGUGAGCUGAAUUUGGUCAAAAAUGAUCAGUACAGUCUUCACAGGCUCCUGCUGGACUUCCACCCUGAGCUUAGGGAGCUACAGGAUGGUGAAUACAAAGACUGCCAUAUUGUGUUCAUCUUUGAUGGUCUGGAUGAGAGUCGACUUCCGCUGAAUUUUCAAGAGAACCAGCAGUUGUCUGAUGUCGCACAAACAUCAUCAGUGGAUGUGUUGAUGACGAGCCUCAUUCAGGGAUCUCUGCUUCCCUCUGCUCUCAUCUGGAUAACCUCCCGACCAGCAGCAGCCAGUCAGAUCCCUUCUCAGUGCAUCAAUCAGGUUACAGAAGUACGAGGGUUCAGUGAUCCACAGAAGGAAGAGUACUUCAGGAAGAGGAUCAGUGACCAGAAUCAAGCCAACAGAAUCAUCUCGCACAUUAGGGCAUCCAGGAGCCUCCACAUCAUGUGCCACAUGCCAGUCUUCUGUUGGAUCUCAGCCACUGUCCUUCAGCAGAUACUGGAAGAGGAUGAUGGGAAGGAAGCCCCCAAAACUCUGACUGAGAUGUUCAUACACUUCCUGCUCAUCCAGACCACCAGGAAGAAUCAGAAGUAUCAAGAGGAAAAUGAUACAUAUAGACAGAGGCUCCUGGAAUUACAUAAGGAUGUCAUACUGAAACUGGCAGAGCUGGCCUUCAAGCAUCUGGAGAAUGGCAAUCUCAUGUUCUAUGAGGAAGACCUGAAAGAGUGUGGAAUUGAUGUGAGUGAAGCCUCAGUGUACUCUGGCAUGUGCACAGAGAUCUUCAGGGAGGAAUGUGUGUUUCACCACAAGAAGGUCUACUGCUUUGUGCAUCUGAGCAUCCAGGAGUUUCUGGCAGCCAUGUUUGUCUUUCACUCCUACAUGUCAGAACAUUUUGAAAUACUGAAAUCAUUCAUCAGUAAAAAACACAAAGACCUGCAAGCCCCCCUUCCCUUGCAUGUUCUGUUGAAGGGAGCAAUGGAUAACGCUUUGGACAGCAAGAAUGGACACCUGGACCUUUUCCUCCGCUUCCUUGUAGGCAUCUCAGUGGAGAGCAAUCAGGCCCUUUUACAAGGUCUGCUGUCGAACACACACAGCAGCUCAGAGAGCAUCAAGAAAACGUGUCAGUACAUCAAGGUUCUCAAGAGAAAGGAUCUGUCUCCUGAAAGAUGCAUCAAUCUUUUCCAUUGCUUAUUUGAAAUGAAUGAUCAUUCCCUACAUGAAAAAGUCCAGACAUAUCUGAGAUCUUCACAUGGCGUCUCAGAUUGUUUGUCACCUACCCAAUGUUCAGCACUGGCCCACAUGCUUCUGAUGUCUGAGGAGGUGCUGGAUGAGUUUGACUUGACGAAAUACAACACAUCAGAGGAGGGACGUAGGAGACUAAUACCAGCUGUGAGAUGCUGCAGAAAGGCCCGACUUGCUGGCUGCAAACUAACAGAGAAGUCUUAUGAGAUUGUGGCCUCAGCUCUACAGUCUGCAAACUCCCCCUUAAGAGAGCUGGACCUCAGUCAGGAAGACCUGCAGCAGACAGGAGAAAUGCUGCUCUCUGCUCUACAGAGUCCAAACUGCAAACUGGAGACACUGAGACUUGCUGGCUGUGGACUAACGGAGAAGUCCUGUGAGAUUGUGGCCUUAACUCUGCAGUCUGCAAACUCCCCCUUAAGACAGCUGGACCUCAGUCAGAAUGACCUGCAGAAGUCAGGAGAAAUGCUUGGCUUUGCUCUACACAGUCCAAACUGCAAACUGGAGACACUGAGACUUGCUGAUUGUAAGCUAACAGAGAAAUCCUGUAAGGCUGUAGCCUCUGCUGUCAAGUCAUUGGUCUCCCUGACAGAACUGGACCUCACAAACAGUGAACUGAAGGAUUCUGGAGUUCAGCUUCUCUCUGCAGGACUAAGUAGCCCUCACUGUAAACUACAGACAUUAAGACUUGCUGACUGUAAGCUAACAGAGGAAUCCUGUAAGGCUCUAGCCUCUACUCUGCAGUCAUCGGUGUCUCUGACAGAACUGGACCUCACAAACAAUGACCUGAAGGAUUCUGGUAUUCAGCUUCUCUCUGCAGGACUAAGUAACCCUCACUGUAAACUACAGACAUUAAGACUGGCUCGUUGUCUCAUCACACACGAGGGCUGUUCUUUCUUGGCCUCUGCCCUCAAAUCAAACCCCUCCUACCUGAAACAGCUGGAUCUGAGCAACAAUCACCCAGAAGACUCAGGUGUCAGAAAGCUCACAGGCAGACUGAAUGAUCCCAACUGUAAACUAGAGACUUUCAGGUGAGUGCUGGGUGUUUAUCUGGCUUGAAAUAACAUUUUAAACCGUUGCUGAGGGCACCAAGGCUCAGGGGUCGUGGAGGGAGAUUUUAAUGGAGCGGAUGGGAAAAGUUUUUUCACUAAGAGCACCAAGUCUGGACUGUUGGAGGUGCAUCUUCUUUCUAUUCCUACAUGGAUGUGCAUGUUGCUCCUCUUCCUAAACUCCAAGAAGUCAUGGGUGCACAUGUCCUGCUAGUAUCACCAGUCAGCAGCCACUUCUAUUCCCCUCAUCUUCUCUCAGUCACAGCAUGCCAGGGCUGAUGGCAGUCAGUGCUGCUCUCAGACAUCUGUCUCAACCAA
Molecule: messenger RNA, 4046 nt
Organism: Clupea harengus (Atlantic herring)
Lineage: Eukaryota; Metazoa; Chordata; Actinopteri; Clupeiformes; Clupeidae
Product: NACHT, LRR and PYD domains-containing protein 12-like
Exons: 12
Coding region: 238-3714 (1158 amino acids)
Source: RefSeq, a predicted model, not a curated record